CCAGGCGCUGUUUUCUGGAACCGGGGACUCCUGUUUGUGCAUCAUUUUUUUAGGCUCUAGUAGCCAUAGGGCACGUAUCACUUCAGUUAUGACAACAGGGUUGUAUUGUUAUUGAGGCUUUGUGUUGGCUUUUUAUUGUUGGUGCUUCUAGGUUAGGGAUUACGAGAUUAAAUUGUCCACUAAAAGAAACGCCUUUGCUUCACGCUGGACCCAGCUGGCACAUUCACAAAUCACAAGAAAUUUAUUACAAGGAUGGUAAGAAGUUGAGCAGUUAAACAAGCGACAUGUCAUCGACAAGCUUCACAGACAUAAAAUACAAGCGGGCGACGCAAACAAACCGUCGAGAGAAACUCUUCCUCACUGACAAGCUUAGUAAUCUGGACAAGAAACGCAGUCAAGCAGAGAAAGAGCUCAAAGACAUCCGUAACGCACGCAGACUCGUACAGGGGGUAACCGCUUGCCGGAAAUCAUCACUAUCGUCGCCGAACUUAUUACCCGAGAUUCCCUGCAGGCGAAAAUUCCUGCCCUCGCUUGAUUUGAAUGGCAACUACUUGAUGCCACCUUCACAAGGGAUGCGGCACUCGAAAUCAUGGGACGACAUUCGGUGCCAGAGUGCUGAUGGACCACAACGAAAAUGUGCCUCAUAUUUGGACCUACCAGAUUUGGCACCUAGUCCUCCACCGGGGAAGCUUAGGGACCAAAGGCAUGUAAGCAGUUCAGAGUCCUUGGUUAGUGGCGCAGCUUUUUCCACACAAAGACCGCCUUAUAAGCAGAAAUCCCUCAAUGCUUUGAAUAGCAAUGAUCACGGGUGGGUGAUGGAGAAGCCCAGACAUACGCGACGAGAAAGCCUAUGUUCUAGCACUUCAGACAUAGGUAACACCAACCUAGACAUCGGUAGCAACACCUUAAACAUCGGCAGCAACACCCAAAACAUCGAAAGCAACACCCAAAACUUCGGUAGCAACACCCAAAACAUCGGAAGCAACACCCAAAACAUCGGAAGCAACACCCAAAACAUCGGUAGCAACACCCAAAACAUCGGUAGCAACACUUCACACGUCAGCAAGACCACCCCAGACAUUGCUUCCACAAGUAACGCCCGAAAGAUUGGCGCUGUCCCAGAGAUUGUCAUGUCGGACUAUGAUUUUGAAAGAAGGAGAACGGAAUCAAGUCUAGAUGCGCAUGUGCGACUAGUGGCAGUAUCGCGCAGGCGCAAGAGCCUCGCUUCCACACUAGAGCUUGGCCGCAUGGUGCGUAAUGAGAAAGGCUGGAUGUCACAAGAGACUACAAGCAAGCUCAAACGAAUCGGUCAAAUCGACAUUACGAAAUUCAAAGCUGCCACCACACACCGCGUCACACGUCACGCCAAGAAUCUUCAAGAUGACGUGACUGAUUGUAGCAGCACGACUGGAAAUGUUGGCGCCAGGACCCCGCCAAUGAAAAGGGCGACGCAGUUCCUUUUCAACACUGCUUGAUAAAGUAGUACUGCGUGACAGGACAAACAGAGCUUUUGUAGCAGCAUCAGUAACAGAUUGCAGAAGCAUUUGUAAUAUAUUGCGUCAUAUGUCACGCUGAAUGACGAAUGCACCUCUCGGGCUACCCUUGCAAGAGAGUAAUUGGCUCUCUCAACGCCGGAGAUUUGGAAGCGCCGAAAGAGUUCCAAGUGGUAGCGUUUUUGUCCUAAUAGCAUGAUGGUAUAUCACCAAUACGAUGAUUGCCCGUAGAGUGAUUUAA
Messenger RNA from Nematostella vectensis (starlet sea anemone), 1734 nucleotides. RefSeq lists its product as uncharacterized. The transcript is spliced from 3 exons. NCBI's taxonomy places the organism in Eukaryota, Metazoa, Cnidaria, Anthozoa, Actiniaria, Edwardsiidae. Bases 285 to 1475 code for a protein of 396 amino acids. The record is from RefSeq and is a predicted model, not a curated record.